Messenger RNA from Mauremys reevesii (Reeves's turtle), 3562 nucleotides. RefSeq names its product protein CEPU-1. The record is from RefSeq and is a predicted model, not a curated record. Gene Ontology annotation, cellular component: neuron projection. Lineage: Eukaryota; Metazoa; Chordata; Testudines; Geoemydidae. The transcript has 16 exons. The coding region runs from base 572 to 1876 and encodes 434 amino acids.
GGGCUAUUUCCCCACAGGCAGAUACAAAGCAGGCCGGGUACUUGGAUAGAAGAAGAGGCCUCUGCAUUGGGGCUCAGGAGAGCUGGAGAGUUCCUUGUUCUGCCACAGACUUGCUGGGUGACCUUUGCUGCCUGCUGAUGGGGCUUCAGCAGCCCAGCUGAUCCAAGGAGCACCCUGAAGAGGAAAAAGGAGGAAGGCGGAGGUAGAGCAGGCUUUCCACUCAGGCAACAUACCAAGCCCUGUCACACAGAACACACCCUUCCCCUCAGAAUAUUACAGCACAUCUCUCUCUCUUGUGCCGGUCACACCCUACCCCACACACGUUCACUGACCCAGAUUCUGAGUGGUACCAUCCGUUUCCUUCAUCUUCAAUGUCUACGGUGGAAGGGGAUGUGGGAAGGGGAGAGGACAGUGCCUGGAAAAGGUGUGGUAGAUUUGGGAUGAAAACCAGUUUCUACUCUUUGUGAGCAAGAUUCAGUCAAAGUGGGUUGGAGGACGAGUCUGAUCAAAUCCCCGUUCACCAGAAAAGCCUGCACCCCAGGAAAAGGCUGGACUCACUGGACCUGUGUAUAUGCCAGUUCUUUUGCCUGGAUUGCCUGAGUGUUCCUUAUCUUCUGCACAAGAGCCCAUCUCCCAGCUUGAGAGCCGCCGAGAGCUGCCGGGGAAGGGGAGCGAGGCGAGGGGGAGGCGGGGAAACCAACAACCACAACAACCCCCCGAGAAGAAAAGAAAAAUGCACCGAUCUAUCGCUUGGGUGAUCUUCGCGGGGCUGGCUGCGUUAUUCCUCUUCCAAGGAGUGCCCGUGCGCAGCGGAGAUGCCACCUUCCCCAAAGCUAUGGACAACGUGACCGUCAGACAAGGGGAGAGCGCCACCCUCAGGUGCUCCGUGGAUAACAGAGUCACUCGAGUGGCCUGGCUGAAUCGCAGCAGCAUUCUCUACGCUGGCAAUGACAAGUGGUGUUUGGACCCCCGGGUGGUGCUCCUGUCCAACACCAAAACCGAGUACAGCAUCCAGAUCCAGGAUGUGGACGUGUACGACGAGGGGCCCUACACCUGCUCCGUGCAGACAGACAAUCACCCCAAAACGUCACGGGUGCAUCUCAUUGUGCAAGUGUCUCCCAAAAUUGUUGAGAUCUCUUCCGAUAUCUCCAUCAACGAAGGCGGCAACAUCAGCCUCACCUGUAUAGCCACGGGCAGACCGGAUCCUACAAUCACCUGGAGGCACAUCUCCCCCAAAGCUGUGGGUUUCGUGAGCGAAGACGAAUACCUGGAGAUCACGGGGAUCACCCGGGAGCAAUCUGGCGAGUACGAGUGCAGCGCAUCCAACGACGUGGCAGCUCCCGUCGUCCGGAGAGUGAAAGUCACCGUGAACUACCCACCGUACAUCUCGGACGCCAAGAGCACCGGGGUGCCCGUGGGGCAGAAGGGCAUUCUUCAGUGCGAAGCCUCCGCCGUCCCCGCCGCAGAAUUCCAGUGGUACAAAGACGACAAAAGCUCUUCAGGUCAAGGAAUGUCUCACACUAUUUGUCCGGUAUGGUGGAGCUCUGAUCUCAGGCUGGUAGAAGGACAGAAAGGGGUGAAAGUUGAAAGCAAAGCCUUCUUCUCCAGACUGACUUUCUUCAACGUCUCCGAGCAGGACUACGGGAACUACACCUGUGUGGCCUCCAACAAGCUAGGAAAUACCAACGUCAGCAUUAUCCUGUACGAAAUAAGUGAGCCCACAAGCUCAACCUUGUUCCAAGAAGAGACAACUACAGCCCUGACACCCUGGAAAGGCCCCGGAGCAGUGCAUGAUGGGAACAACGGCACAUCAAGAAGAGCUGGCUGCAUUGGGCUGCUUCCCCUCCUGCUGUUGCAUCUCCUCCUCAAGUUUUGACCCAAGUGCUGAUUCUGCGGAGUAGCGACAACCACAGCAACAACAAGAAGAAAAAGUAUAACAUUUAAAAAAGAAAAAUAAGCGUUAUAAUAAAGAGAAUGUAUUACCAGAAAAUCUGAGGGGGAGAGAGAGAGGGGGAAAAAAGGGAAUUUUGAAAAAAAAAAUCCAUUUUUUUCUCGCUGAAGUUUAGACACAGCUGAACCUUUUUCUUUCUUUCUCUUUUUUUUUUCUUUUUCUUUCUGCAAUGGACAAGUGUGCCGGUACCAAGGACCAACCAGUACAUUUGGCUGAACGGCUCCCCCCGCUCCCCCACCACAUCCCUCGUUCCGAGGCAGCUGGCUCGGUCAUUUCUUUCUGCUCGACUCUUCCCCCCUGGAUGAUUACGGAGUCGGCUGUUCCAGCACAUGCAUAUGCAGACGCACAGCAUUUUUUUUUCCUGGAGAUUUUCCCUCCUUUUCAUGGACUGUGCUGCCAUUCGUGUUAGUAUGAAACAAACAAGCAAAAAUUGACGCCGAGACGAACGAAAAGGAACAAAGCAAACCAGUUGUUAAACAUUUCUUCAUUCUACUACGCACGGACAUCAUGGAGAAUGAGGGAUCUGAUUCAUUAUUAAUUUUAUUAAUUAUAUUUUCUGAUGAGCCUAGAACGAUUAGUUCAUAAAAAAAAACAAAAAAAGAGAAGUAUGUUUAUUAAGCAUUAAAAACAAAACAAGCGGAUAGUGUUCUUCUUAACUACGUGUGCAAGAGGUGGCAUCUCAGCUUGUCUUAGGGUUUUUGCAAAAUUGGUGUGAACAGUCAACGAGUCCUGGGGGUGGGGGGGAAGUGUUUUUACAAACAAUUCCUCCGCCAGCGUUAUUGAAACUUCAUCCAUUUCUCUGGUGUUUAAGGCAGAAGAUACUAUGCUAGCUAUGGCUAUCUACGUACUGUUUUGGAAAUGGAAAAGCUGAUGCUCAUUGUAUGUUGAGUUGGAUGGAUAUGCUUAUUCUUUUUAUGGGAUAUAUACAUAUAGAUAUAUAUAUAUACAUACACAUAUAUAUAUAUAUUAUUUUUUUUGUUAGCGUUCUAGCCACAUUAUUUCUCAACAGGCUCCUCCUUCUGCCAUUCCUGCAUGCUGUAUAUGGACUUAGCUGUGUAUUGGUCUUCUUCUAAGAGAUGAUAGAGUUUCUUGAUGAUUGUGUAAUCAAUUCCUGCUUAUUAUUUUGUUCCCUCCUUCCCCUGGGUUAUUUACAUGUUGGAGACACUUAUUUAAAAAAAACAACCAAACAAACAAAAAAGGAAAAGUAACAGAUGCAGUGUCUCUUUGCAGGUUUGGCUAUUCCAAGGGGAAACCAUGUAUAACAAGACGUAUUUGUCAUUCUCCCUUUUUGACCCAGCUCAGAACGUUAAUACAACAACACUGCAAACUGAAAACAUCAACAGAAAAGGAACAAAACCCAUCACCCGCCUUUGAUUUGGCCAUUGGCUGGUUCUAUGACACUUGUGUGGCUAUGGGAGAAAUUAACUUGCUUUAUUUUAUUAUUUUGUUUCCUUUUUGGUGGACGAAACUGAAGAAACGUGCUUCACAUCGAGGUUCUGGGAUAGCCCCGUGGCCAGAGGCCCUCCGGUGUCCUUGACUUGUUUGCGGGGGGACAAGAUGGGGAGGUUGUCUCUGACUAUACAUUAAAAAGAUGUUCCAUGUUGCUGUUCA